UGUUAUUGCUUCCGUGGAAAUGAAUUCACUUCCUGUUUCGAAUACAAAUGCUGGAACGAACAGACGGUCUGUUUCGACUCCAGUAUAAUUUUUUUAAUAUAUAGGCGGAGGAUUUCAUUGCGGAAUCUACUGCCACCAUGAAACUCGUACGUUUUUUGAUGAAAUUGAGCCACGAGACCGUCACCAUUGAACUGAAGAAUGGCACUCAGGUCCACGGAACAAUCACAGGAGUUGAUGUCUGUAUGAAUACCCACCUCAAAGCUGUGAAAAUGACGCUGAAGAACAGAGAGCCAGUUCAGUUGGAGUCCCUGAGUAUUCGUGGCAACAACAUCCGCUACUUCAUUCUACCUGACAGCCUGCCUCUGGACACACUGCUGGUUGACAUCGAACCCAAAGUCAAGUCUAAGAAGAGGGAAGCUGUGGCAGGCCGUGGUAGAGGCCGUGGUCGUGGCCGAGGUCGUGGCCGAGGUCGAGGCAGAGGGGGGCCCAGAAGAUAAAUGGUCCAUCUGUGUAAUCCUGCUGCAAGCCUUCCCUAUUUGGUUUACACUUAUUUCUGGAAAAGUUUGGAAAUAGAAGCCUCUUUUUUUGUUUUGUUUUGUAAUAAACCUUAUAACUGAUCAAAAUGGUCUUAUUUUUAGUAUUUGUAUUUGAAUGCAUACAAACAAACAUAACAUUUUGCCUUAUGACAGGGAAUUGAUUUAGUAUUAUUGGAGUCCAUUCGCUUAUAAAAUUUUUAUGAAUGGCAAUGUAGCAAUUUUAAACUUCUAAAUGCAUUAUAAUCAAAAUAAAGUUGUAGCCCUUGGA
Messenger RNA from Anguilla anguilla (European eel), 804 nucleotides. RefSeq names its product small nuclear ribonucleoprotein Sm D1. Gene Ontology annotation, cellular component: catalytic step 2 spliceosome; U1 snRNP; U2 snRNP. NCBI's taxonomy places the organism in Eukaryota, Metazoa, Chordata, Actinopteri, Anguilliformes, Anguillidae. Gene Ontology annotation, molecular function: RNA binding. Gene Ontology annotation, biological process: spliceosomal snRNP assembly; RNA processing. The transcript has 4 exons. The record is from RefSeq and is a predicted model, not a curated record. Bases 138 to 497 code for a protein of 119 amino acids.